AUGGCGCAUUUCGGACGGUCUCCGGUCUCCAUGUCUUCUGUGUCGGUGUCCUCUCAGGAGGGGCGGAGCUUGUCCAGGAUGUCUCUGAGCCGCUCACCUGUGUCUCCCAUGACCACCCAGGGCAUCCCGUCAGCCGCCCAGCUCACCAAGGCCAACGCCCCCGUGCACAUAGAUGUGGGGGGGCACAUGUACACCAGCAGCCUGGCAACGCUCACCAAAUACCCCGAGUCCAGGAUCGGCCGUCUGUUUAACGGUACCGAGCCCAUCGUGUUGGACGGUCUGAAGCAGCACUACUUCAUCGACAGAGACGGAGACGUGUUCCGCUUCGUCCUCGGGUUCCUGAGGAGCUGCAGACUGCUGCUGCCUGAAGACUUCAAGGUCUCUAACCUCCCCACCCCCCUGUGUCUCCCUCAGGACUUCCCUCAGCUCUACGAGGAGGCCCGGUUCUACCAGCUGACUCCGAUGGUGCGGGAGUUGGAGCGCUGGCAGGCGGAGCGGGAGGCCCAGCGGGCGCCGCCCUGCGAGUGUCUGGUGGUCCGGGUCACCCCCGACCUGGGCGAGAGGAUCGCUCUGAGCGGAGAGAAGGUCCUGAUCGAGGAUGAUUUCACAUCUCAGCAGCUCAGACCUCUGAGACUUUUGACCUCUGAGACCUUUGACCUCUGA
Anoplopoma fimbria (sablefish) is the source of this 663-nucleotide messenger RNA. Its product is annotated as BTB/POZ domain-containing protein kctd15-like. Gene Ontology annotation, molecular function: protein binding. Bases 1 to 663 code for a protein of 220 amino acids. Lineage: Eukaryota; Metazoa; Chordata; Actinopteri; Perciformes; Anoplopomatidae. The record is from RefSeq and is a predicted model, not a curated record. The transcript is spliced from 6 exons. Gene Ontology annotation, biological process: protein homooligomerization.